UAAACCUUGCAAAGAAAAUCAAACUGGAGGUGCCAUCGGCAACGUUGUGCCUAUCACUCAGUCUGGCAGUAGUGAAUAUGCCAACAACAGCGGAAGGCCAUCAGGAACUAGUUCCAUGUGGAAACAGGACACUCUCUACUUACGACAAGGUGUGCUCCAUGAGCCAGGCAGCUACAGUUGUGGGGAAAGACUUUUCCGGUGUGUACCAUCAAAGUGACAAUGCAACUUUCUACUUUGAGAAUGAAGAAUCCCUUCUUGAAAAGGUUUAUGCUGCUAAGAAACUUUACCCACUGAAAUGUGUUGCGACUUUCUACACUGACUUUGAAGACUCCACUGGGCUUUGUAAAACAAAGGCACCAUUUUCUCGGCUAAAGCAGAUUUCAAGGGCAUUGGGUUACCAUAAGACAAUGAAUGAACCAAUUACUGCUGUUGAAGCCAAGCAUGGAACAUCAAAUGCCUCUCGGUCACUUGUUUGUGUGAUCACCGACCACUACCCUGACUUUGACAAAUUUCCCGUGGAGUACUGCGAUUACCUGUUAUUUGUUGACCCCAAUGUCAGGUUCAGGAGGAAUUCUUUCCGUGAUUUCUUAGGCGGGACAUUUGAGACGUUCUUAAGCUAUCGGUCACGACCUAACCUGCAGGCAAUUAUAGGAUUUUUAAUAAUCAAUGAUAACUGGAAACUCCUUCUCUCAGACAGCAUAAACUAUGCUUUGAACUUGGGGAACUGGCUUCGAGAGAAAAAAUUGGGUGGUGUGGCGUUCGUGAUGCCAGAGGUGGCAGAUACUAUUGCAGAGCAGCUGCUCGUCUUUGUAAACCUGUUCAAAAAGAAUCAUCCGGAUCUAAAGCUCAUUGUUGCUGCUCCUGUGACUGAAAAACCAAAUGCUGUGCUUCCAUUUGUUGAUGUUGUGGACAUUCUGAUAUUCUUGACACACCGCAAGUCACCAGAAUCUCCAUGCAGAAUAACACUGCCAUCCACGCGAUCACUACUGCAGGAUGAGAAUAAUGACUUGGCAGCAUCGGCUCUCUUCAUGCAAGCCUUUGGGGACAAAAAGCAUCAGCCAUUGAUGUGCUUCUCUCUUAACUUUGCAACAAUCAAGUUUGAUUUGAAAGACAACAAAACUGAAUUUGGUGCUCCAUGUGGAAAGGAAACUUGGGUCAACUAUUACGAGACCUGCCCUCGCACCGGAGUCUUUGAGGGCUUUUUCGCGGGAUUCAAGACUAUGGUGCAGUUUUCAGAAAACACAGUUUGGACGUAUGAGGAUGAAUACACAGUGUCCUGGAAACUGCUGUCCUAUCUCCAGUCUAACCCGAUGACUUGUGUAGCUGCUUUCAACCUUGACUAUGAAGACCGGAGAGGCGUUUGUCGGCAGCCUUACUCCAGGCUUGCCAGGCUCAGCAAUGCUCUUGGUAGGGUUGAUCUGUGAAUGACCUUAGAGUGAAAAAUAUAAAAGAAACCUGUUAUCACUCUG
Rhipicephalus microplus (southern cattle tick) is the source of this 1469-nucleotide messenger RNA. RefSeq lists its product as uncharacterized. NCBI's taxonomy places the organism in Eukaryota, Metazoa, Arthropoda, Arachnida, Ixodida, Ixodidae. The record is from RefSeq and is a predicted model, not a curated record. Gene Ontology annotation, molecular function: chitin binding; chitinase activity. Gene Ontology annotation, cellular component: extracellular region. Gene Ontology annotation, biological process: chitin catabolic process.